CCUCACUCGGCUCUCGCCGUCCGCCCGGGAAGCAUGGGGCUGCCCCGGCUCGUGUGCGUCUUCCUGCUCGCCGCCUGCGGCUGCUGUCGCCGCGUCUCGGGUGUGCCUGGCGAAGCCGAGCAGCCGGUGCCUGAGCUGGUGGAGGUGGAAGUGGGCCACACGGCCCUUCUGAGGUGUGGCCCCUCACACUCCCCGGGCAACCUCAGCCACGUGGAAUGGUUUUUUAUCCACAAGGAGAGGAAAACACUGAUGUUCCGAGUGCGCCAGGGCCAGGGCCACAGUGAACCUGGGGAGUACCAGCACCGGCUCAGCCUCCAGGACGCAGGGGCUACUCUGGCCCUGACGCAAGUCACUCCCCACGAUGAGCGCGUCUUCGUGUGUCAGAGCAAGCGCCCUCGGCUGCAGGAGCACCACAUCCAGCUCCGGGUCUUCAAGGCACCAGAGGAACCCACCAUCCAGGCCAAUGCUGUGGGCAUCCCUGUGGGCAGCGAGGAGCUUGAGGAGGUGGCGACCUGUGUGGGGAGGAACGGGUACCCCAUUCCUCAAGUUAUCUGGUACAAGAAUGGCCGGCCCCUGCAGGAGGAGAAGAACCGCAUUCACAUUCAGUCAUCACAGAUUGUGGAGUCGAGUGGCUUGUACACUUUGCAGAGUGUUCUGAAGGCGCAAUUGGUUAAGGAAGACAAAGAUGCCCAGUUUUACUGUGAGCUCAACUACCGGCUGCCCAGUGGGAAUCAUAUGAAAGAAUCUCGGGAAGUUACCGUCCCUGUUUUCUACCCUGCAGAAAAAGUGUGGCUAGAAGUAGAGCCUGUGGGAUUGCUGAAAGAAGGGGACCGUGUAGAAAUCAGAUGUAUGUCGGAUGGCAACCCUCAGCCCCACUUCAGUAUCUACAAGCAGAACUCCAACACCAAGGACAUGGAAGAGAAGAGUACCACAGAAAAUGGAAUCCUGAUCUUGGAGCCUGCCCAGAAACAGCACAGUGGGCUCUAUGAAUGUCAAGGCCUUGACUUGGAAACCAUGUUAUCUCUGUGGAGUGGUCCCCAGGAGUUGCUGGUGAACUAUGUAUCUGAUGUUCAAGUAAGUCCUCCAGCCCCUGAGAGCCAGGAAGGUGACAGCCUCACCCUGACCUGUGAGGCUGAGAGUAACCAGGACCUUGAGUUCCAGUGGCUGAGAGCAAAGACAGGCCAGCUGUUGGAAAAGGGGCCCAUCCUCCAGUUGGACAACCUAAAACGAGAGGCAGGGGGAGGCUACCUCUGCGUGGCUUCUGUCCCCAGCGUUCCUGGCUUGAAUAGCACACAGCUGGUUAAUGUGGCCAUUUUUGGGUCCCCAUGGAUGGCAUUAAAGGAGAGGAAGGUGUGGGUGAAAGAGAACACAGUGCUGAAUCUGUCUUGUGAGGCCUCAGGAUAUCCCCGGCCCACCAUCUCCUGGAAUGCCAAUGGCACGGCAACUGAACAAGACCCAGAUCCACAGACGGUGUUGAGCACCCUGAAUGUCCUUGUGACCCCAGAGCUGUUGGGGACAGGUGCAGAAUGCACAGCCUUCAACUCCCUGGGCAAAAACACCACUGUCAUCACGCUGGAGCUGGUCACCUUAACUACCCUCCCACCUGGCUUCAACCAAACCACUGGCCCCAGCACCUCCGCAGUCAGUCCUCACACCAGAGCCAACAGCACCUCCACAGAGAAAAAGCUGCCAGAGCCAGAGAGCAAGGGUGUGGUCAUCGUGGCUGUGAUCGUGUGCAUCCUGGUCCUGGCCGUGCUGGGAGCUGCUCUCUACUUCUUCUAUAAGAAGGGCAAGAUGCCGUGUGGGCGCUCAGGCAAACAGGAGAUCACGCUGCCCCCAUCUCGUAAGAAUGAAUUUGUAGUUGAAGUUAAGUCAGAUAAGCCCCCAGAAGAGAUGGGCCUCCUCCAGGGCAACAACGGUGACAAGAGGGCUCCAGGAGACCAGGGAGAGAAAUAUAUCGAUCUGAGGCGUUAGCUGAAUCAUGUGCAUUCAGCUCCUUCCCUGCCUGGAACGUUCCCGGCUUUCUGCUCACUCUUCUCCCCCAAGCCAAAGCUCCCAGGACAGCAGAGAAGACCCCAGUUCCAGCUCAACUGCAGAUCUGCUCCAGAGGGCCAAGGGCCGGGACCAGAGCCAUCUAAAGGACCUCACUUGGCCUUGGAGGCCCCUUUUCAGGGACCAGCCAGCCCAUCUCAAUGACACUUAUCCCAAGGGGCCUUGAUCUCCCAUGAGUGGGGAGUAGUUUUUCUCCGUAUACAUGCAAUGCUAUAAAUCCAUCUCUAGGAGAAGCUAAGUAGAUUCACCCCUCUAAGCUGGUGUUCUACCUGGGCUGCCUUGAAAGAACUCUGACUGCAGAGGUGAAGAUGCAUAUUGUUCAUGUGGGCUCUGGGGAGAACCUUGUAGACCCAGAGCUGCUGUUCACCACCUGUUCAGUCUUUCCCCCUUUGGGCAGAAGUCUAGUAUCAUUCCUUCACACAGGUCCCUGCAAUAAGGAGACCAGACACUUUCUGAGUGAAAGUCAUGAGCCUGAGACCCCUGUAUUGCUCCCAUGUCCUCAGGUGAUCGUGGGAGACAGAAAGGCUGAUGGCAGGACAAAGGAGGUGGACUGUCCUUUAUGGCUUCACCUGUGACAGUACCAAAUUUCUAUACACAGUAGGUGAUGGGCCUAGACCCCAAGAAGGCCCAAAUGGGAGAAUGGUACUUAGGGAGGAAAACCUGGCCUGGCUAGAUAGAACCUUAGGGUGUGUGUGCAUCUCUAUGUGUGUGUUCGUGUAUGUAUAUAAGUGGUUUUGUUUGUAAAUUUGCAAGAUGUUUUCAUAUAUAUAUAUAUAUAUAUGUUAGAGAAAUAAAGCUUAAUUGUUGCUCUCCA
This is a messenger RNA of Jaculus jaculus (lesser Egyptian jerboa), 2866 nucleotides long. It is a transcript of the gene Mcam, whose product is annotated as melanoma cell adhesion molecule. Gene Ontology annotation, biological process: angiogenesis. Gene Ontology annotation, cellular component: plasma membrane. The transcript has 16 exons. The record is from RefSeq and is a predicted model, not a curated record. Bases 34 to 1974 code for a protein of 646 amino acids. Lineage: Eukaryota; Metazoa; Chordata; Mammalia; Rodentia; Dipodidae.